This is a messenger RNA of Spodoptera exigua (beet armyworm), 300 nucleotides long. Lineage: Eukaryota; Metazoa; Arthropoda; Insecta; Lepidoptera; Noctuidae. The record is from the annotation of a GenBank genome assembly.
AUGGGUCGGCUCGACUGGAUUGAUAUCACGGCUUCACAGAAAUCCAGCGUAAACAAUGACAGUUUUGCGUUUCGCCUUGUGAAAGUGGUGGAGAGUGCUCUUGACACGUUGGACAAAAGCAAUACUCGAGACGUGGACACACAGAGAAUAAAGAAUGCCCAAACUAGUGUAGGGCUUAAGAUGGAUACCAACUACGAGAUGAUCGGCAAACGAGCAGACGGAUUACCUGAUGGUAAGCAAUCAGCGCCGCCCAUGGACAUCCGCAACGGAGGAGCUACGAGAGUAUUGCUGACCUUUUAG